Messenger RNA from Zalophus californianus (California sea lion), 3710 nucleotides. RefSeq names its product solute carrier family 39 member 4 (gene SLC39A4). Gene Ontology annotation, cellular component: membrane. Gene Ontology annotation, molecular function: zinc ion transmembrane transporter activity. The coding region runs from base 1585 to 3531 and encodes 648 amino acids. Gene Ontology annotation, biological process: zinc ion import across plasma membrane; intracellular zinc ion homeostasis. The record is from RefSeq and is a predicted model, not a curated record. Lineage: Eukaryota; Metazoa; Chordata; Mammalia; Carnivora; Otariidae. The transcript has 12 exons.
GACGCACUCUCUGGGGGGGGGACAGGAAGCAAAGGAAUGGGGGCCAGCACCGAGGUUACUGAGGUCAAACGGACUGCUGAGGGGAGGGCGAGCCGCAUGCUAGGCCCUCAAGGGCUCAGGCAGCUCUGCCGCUCGGCCCAGGGGCCCAGGAAGGCCAGGCUGGACGGCUAGUCUGAGACCUUCGCCCAGAAGCUGACAGGCUGGGCAGUGGGUGGCCUGAGGCAGCAGUAAGGUCCAGACUCCGCUCCAGCCAGCCCAGUGGUCCCUGUGCGGUGGGGUAGGAAAGAGGCCAGUCUGGGCCUCUAGUCUUCAGAACUGUGCCCGAAACUCCAGCUUCCCUCCUUGUUGACUCAGAGCUCCAAGAAUCCUCUAAAUCCCUGGCAGGCUGUUCCUAUCUCCUCUGGCCCAGCUCCCUCUUAGGACCCAGGGACAUGAGACUGCCGUGCAGUCCAGCUGCGGCACCGUCUAGCAUGUAUGUGGGUGAGGUGACCUCAGACCCAGGACGCUGCGCUCAGCAUGAUGCCCUGCCCUCGGCACCACAGGACUCGGGGGACAGAGUCCUUGGGUCUAGGCUCCCGGCAGCCCUGGAGCUUCUCUCCCACCCCAACCACACCUCACAGGGUUCAGGGUCCGUGUUCAGCUGCACCAGGUGGGGAAGGGGACGCCCACACACUCCCUCCAGGAGGGGUCGCGCCCACCCCUCCCACUGCCAACUAGGCAGAGAUAAGCCAAGGGGUUCGAAGGCCAGAGACAGAGUCAACAGGGAGGGGCAGGUACAGAACUGCGAGUCACAGCCCUCCCUCAAGCUCCUGGCUCUGAAGCUUGGGCUCCUGCCCAGAUAGCCUGAGAGACCCUUUGCCUGUGGCAGCAAGCAGAAGGCCCAGGUUCCCGUUUGUCCUGCGGGGCUAAGCCCAUUUUCUCAGGAAUUUCCCCUGGGGGGUUUGGAAGGGGAGCUUGACUCAGCCAGCACCUUUUCGGUUCCCUCAGAAUCCAAUCCCCAACAUGGGACACCACAGCCCGGGCCUGGGAGAAGGCCCCACCUCCCCACCCCCAACUGGAGCCUCAAAGGCUAGGGGUGGGGUGCAGGUGUCUAAGCUGCCUGAGCCAAGGAAGCCAAGCAGGGAAGGGGCUGGGAGGGGAGUGGGACAGAGGCGUGUUCAGGGCCUAUCAGGCAGAAUGUUGGGGACGGGACCUUGUGGGGCUGGGGUGGUAUCCCUGCACGUCUGCCCCAGGGCCCCCUUGUUGGCAGCAGCCCCCAGACAGAGGGUCGCCCCAAGGGAGUGGAGAAGGCGGCCCCGCCCCGCUCUAGGGAGCCGCAGGCGAGCUAGCAGACGCCCAGGCUGCCCUUCCAGGAGAAGGGGCCCCGUCCUUGCCCCCGACAGGCAACGGCUCCAACCACGAGGAGGAUCUGCUGCUGGAAUGGUUAACCUGAGGCACCUCAGGCAGCCAAUCACAGAGCCCUGCAGGAACUACCUGGGAGAGGUCCUCCUUGUGCGGGCGGGUCAGAGCCCAACCCCAGUCCGGCCCUAGGCUGCCGAGCAGCCUCCCCAGAGCACAGAGCACGCACGGUGGGGGGUGCUCAGCAUGCUGGUCCUGGUCCAACUCAAGCUGGGGCUGCUGCCGGCUUUGCUGCUGGUGACCGCGAUGGCAACUCAGCCUCCCCGUCUGCUGACCUUGCUGUCCUCAGGCCAGGGUGCUCUGGACCGUGUGGCACUCGGCAGCCUGUUAAAUACACUGGCGGACCGUGUGCACUGCGCCAAUGGGCCGUGUGGAAAGUGCCCAUCUGUGGAUGAUGCCCUGGCCCUGGGCAGGCCCGAGAAGCCAGGGCUCCCUUGGGGGCCAGCUCUAGAACACAGACACAUCGCCCGCCUCAGUGCUGCUGCUGCCCUCUACCUCAGCGACCCCAAGGGCACCUGCACAGAGGUCCGGGCUGGCCACUGGGCCACUCGUGCUGACCAUCUCUUGGCCCUGCUGGAGGGGCCCAAGGCCCUGACACUAGGCCUGAGCAGGCUUCUGCAAAGGAUUCAGGCCCAGGCUGCUGGCUGGCCUGCUGCCCAGGAGGCCUGUGUGGACCUGCCUCAGCUGCUGGAGGAGGCAGAAAGGGCAGGAGCUCCCAGCAGCCCUGGCCCGGUACUGGCCGCCCUGUUGGACCAUGUCAGCCGUGGGUCCUGUUUCCGUGCCCUGCCGACCCCCCAGUACUUUGUAGACUUUGUGUUCCAGCAGCACAGCGGCGAGACUCCCAACAUCACACUGGCUGAGCUGGAGGCCUUGAUGCAGCGCCUGGGGAUAGGCAGAGUGGCUGAAACACACAGUGACCACAGUCAUCUGAGAAACAGGGCCAACCACCAGGGCCCUGUGCCCCUUGCCACCCCGAACAGCAGCUCCAGCCUGUGGGACACAGUAUGCCUGAGUGCCGGGGAAGUGAUGGCCGUGUACGGGCUGUCUGAGCAGGCUGGGGUGACUCCAGAGUCCUGGGCUCAACUGAGCCCUGCCCUGCUCCAGCAGCAACUGAGUGGGGCCUGCAGCCCCCAGCCCAGGCCCCCCACCCAGGACCAGCUCAGCCAGGCGGAGAGGUACCUAUACAGCUCGUUGGCCACACUGCUCAUCUGUCUCUCUGCGAUUUUCGGCCUCCUGCUUCUGAGCUGUGCCAGCUACAGCGCGGCCUCCCACUACAUCAUCCAGACCUUCCUGAGCAUGGCCGUGGGCGCACUCACCGGUGAUGCUGUCCUACACUUGACGCCCAAAGUGCUGGGGCUGCACACCCACAGUGGGGAGGGCCUUGGCCCACAGACCACCUGGCGCCUUGUGGCGGUGUUGGGUGGCCUCUACACCUUCUUCCUGUUUGAGAACAUCUUUAAUCUCUUGCUGCCCCUGGACCCAGAGGACUCAAAGGGUGGGCCCUGCAGCCACAGCCACGGUGGCCACAGCCAUGGAGUGUCCCUGCAGCUGGCGCCCAGUGAGCUCCGGCCAGCUAAGCAGCCCUGCGAAGGCUCGCGCACAGACCUGGUGGCAGAGGAGAGCCCAGAGCUGCUGAGCUCGGAGCCCCGGAGACUGAGCCCAGAGCUGAGGCUGCUGCCCUACGUGAUCACGCUGGGUGACGCCUUGCACAACUUCGCCGACGGGCUGGCUGUGGGCGCCGCCUUCGUGUCCUCCUGGAAGACCGGGCUGGCCACCUCGCUGGCCGUGUUCUGCCACGAGGUGCCACACGAACUAGGGGAUUUCGCGGCCCUGCUGCACGCGGGGCUGUCGGUGCGCCGGGCGUUGCAGCUGAACUUGGCCUCCGCGCUGACGGCCUUUGCCGGCCUCUACGUGGCGCUCGCUGUCGACGUCGGCGAGGACAGCGAGGCCUGGAUCCUGGCGGUGGCCACCGGCCUCUUCCUCUACGUGGCGCUCUGCGACAUGCUCCCGGCCAUGCUGCACGUGCGGGACCAGCGGCCCUGGCUUCUCUUCCUGCUGCACAACAUGGGCCUGCUGGGCGGCUGGACCGUCCUGCUGCUGCUGUCCCUGUAUGAGGACAACAUCACCCUCUGAUCCGCGCCCCGCCCCCCCAGGCCCUGGCUGCUGGCCCUGGGUUCUCUCAGCCCCUUGCACCUGCCAGCCAGUGUGGAACCUGCAGCUGGGUACCCAGAGAGCCCCAGGCCUUUGAGAAUCUCCCUCCCACAAGCCCCAGCAUCCUGCUUCAAUAAAGACAUUCUUGUCUUUGGAGCCCA